AAUAUUAACAUGUAGUUCAUUCUACAAGGAAAGCUAAUAUUAUAAUAACAAAACAAACAACACUCCACUACUUGGCAAAUACUAAUAAACACGUGUUUCCAUUAUCUAAUGAAAGAAAAUGCUGCAAUUUGUUGUUAAAUACAAAGGGUAACAUUAUCAACAGAAAGGUACUCGCACAUCGCAAUAAAGCGUUCAUAAUUAUCAUUAGUAAGUAGCGUACGAGUAUUUGUAAAACAAAUCUUGCUAUCAAAGGGAGAACUAUAAUUAUCACCGACUUGAGUACCUAAUUGAUAUCGAACUAGCUAAUCAGUCAAUAAUGUGCCGGCACACAAUACAACACUCGAAAGAGUAGUGAUAGAUAAGCAGUUCAUAACAUACCACAACACGAUGGCAGAAGAAAAGAAUAAAUCUACAGAAAAAUUAGAAGAUGAUCCAUUACGACAGCCAAAAAAUGAACAGUUCAAAGAAAAAACAUUUCAAGAAAAGCUUGCAUAUAUUAAAGACAACAUAACAGUUGAACCUAUGUUAGCAGGACUUAUUAUACCAAGCGUGAUCUCCAGGUUUGCAAUGGGAAAUUUUAAUUUAGACAAAGCUUGCAGAGUCAACAAAGGGUUCGGUGACGAAAUCUGUGACGCGCUGAUAAAGAAAACCAGCAAUAACUACACAUUUUACGAACAAGAGGUACAGAAACUGAUCUCGUCUAUCGACAUUUGGAGAGGACUGGUGCAAACAGCGAUUCCGUGUAUGAUCAUAAUAUUUUUAGGAGCCUGGAGUGACAGAACAGGAAAACGGAAAAUAUGUAUAUUGCUCCCCAUUCUCGGAGAAAUACUGACGUCUAUCAGCAACCUGAUCAAUGUAUACUUCUUCUACGAAAUCCCGGUUGAAAUUACUGUGUUGAUGGAAACUAUAUUCCCCGCAUUUACCGGGAGUUGGGUGACUAUGUUUCUUGGCGUAUUCAGUUAUAUCAGUGACAUCACUUCAGUGGAAACGAGGACUUUUCGAGUGGGUCUUGUUAACUUCUGUAUGACAGCUGGUCUCCCUCUUGGGAUCGGUAUAAGUGGAUACCUAUUGAAGAACAUGGGAUACUACGGUAUUUUCAGUGUGACUUUGGUGGCGUUCAUUGUAAUUCUUGCAUACGGAUGUAUUUGCUUGAAAGAGCCCGAACAGUGGUUACGAGACAAAGGCCUUCCUGUGAUUGAACGAGAAAAGCAAGGACACGUGUCUUUCUUCGAUGUAACGCAUGUUUCUGACACAGUGGUUGUGGCCUAUCGGCAACGCGAAAGCAACGGAAGAACGAAAGUUCUACUCACUCUGUUCUGCGUAUUCAUACUUUACGGACCUAGCAUGUCGGAACACUCGGUAUUUUACCUGUACUUGAGAAACCAACUCAACUGGGACAUGGUGAAAUACGGGGUCUUCACCAGCUACUCCAUCGUGUUGCAUUCUAUUGGUGCAAUGUUCACAAUAACAGUACUCAGCAAGAAGCUUCAGGUCGAAGACUCGUUGCUCUGCAACAUCUCCAUCAUGAGCAAGUUCGUCGGCUCCAUUUGGGUUGCUUUCGUAACUACUGAUAUCGAGAUGUAUCUGGUUCCUGUCGUCGAGUUUUUCAACGCGACUACCUUCACAUCGCUGCGGUCCAUUAUUUCGAAAUUGGUGGAAAAAGAUGAGACAGCGAAAGUAAACUCGCUGUUCUCCCUCACGGAAACAGUAGCCGCGCUGGUGUUCCACCCGCUCUACACGUGGAUCUACAUGCGGACUCUGAACGUGUUCCCUGGAACCGUCUUUAUCAUGAGUGCUGCGUUCAUCAUACCAGCCGUUAUCGUGCUGCUAAUUUUCUAUGUCAAGAUCAAAACGGAAUCUAAGAGUGCAAGAAAAAUCGCUUUCGAAGCACAAGAGAAAAGAGAUGCUGAAGUGAAAAAAACAGAGCCUCUGGACUUUUUGAGGCCCAAUAUAGAACCAAUUGAAAAUGCAGAAGUUAUAAAGUAACUCUGGGUUUAACUCACACUCGAAAGAAGUGAUUGAGCAUAAUAAUGGACAGUUAUGUUUGAAUAGCUCUUACCUAAGUAUUGAUUCUAAACAUGUACGCAGAUGCAAAUGUUAAACUGUCAAGAACAUUUUAAAUUUGAACAUGACGAACGUUUAGGACGUCAUAUCCUGGAAAAUGUGUUCAACCCCAAACAAGUCAAGGGUUAGGUACUCAAAAUUUACCUAAGUACACACUGCAUAAAAAUAUGGCAUAUAGGUAUGUUCAGUUUAGGGCUUGAUCAACUUUUUUUUCUAUAAGACAUUUAUUUCAGUUUAAUUUAAAUCAGUAUUAUAUAAGAAUUUGUACAAAAUAAUUCAUUAGCUGUAGUACCAUUGUUAACCAGAGCAUCUGCUGGUCUGCUGUCAAAUUUAUUUACCAAUAUUUGAAAUAUUUAGGGACCUAUGGACGAAUUGAAACAAGAAGUAUGUAAUUACCACAUAAGAACCUUUAUCAUUUACCCAAUUAUUCAUUCAUUCAUCCAUUUAUUCAUACUUACCUGUAACCAUGGUGAUUUUAAACAACAAUAGGUAACUUAAUCCUAUGGCUUUAUUAGUGAAGGAAGCUUCAAGUAACGUAAAACAUCUUUGUUACCUUAGAAAUAAGGAUGUGUGCCGAUAUAUAUGGCCCUUUUGGUCGUCAUAAGUAUGUAUUUGAUGUUGACUGCAACAUGAAAAGUGAAAAUAAAAUGUAUAUGUAGGUAGGAAUAAAAAUGUGAGAAUAUUAUUAUUUAAGAAUAUUUUUUUAAUUAUUCAUUUUUAAUCUCGACCUGAAUAUAAAGUAGAAGAGUUGGCUUCAAUUACUUCGAAGACUGAUAUUGAAAGUAUUCAAAAGUAUUCUUUGUAGUUUUUUAUUGGUUGAUUAGAGCAUUAGAAUAUGGAUUUCACCCGUCUCACUUUUGUGGUCGAAAUAGGUAGCUAAUUAGAUAAUUUUAUUGGGUUUUAGGGCCCUGUACUUCUGGCAGAAAACCAGAGAUGCCAGCAAAAUUAAUGUGUUUUUAAUAAUAAUUACAAAAUGGUUUCCACAAAAGUGAGGUGGUUAAAAAAAAAAAAAAAAAAAAAUUUUGUCACAAAAAUGUAUGUUAUUAUGUUAUUGUCGUGAGUUAGAAAUUAAAUGUUUGAGAAACCUUUUUGAAGUUGUCAUUCCAAUGACCGAAAAUACUUUAGUGUCAUGAA
Cydia splendana is the source of this 3198-nucleotide messenger RNA. RefSeq names its product proton-coupled folate transporter-like. The transcript is spliced from 7 exons. The record is from RefSeq and is a predicted model, not a curated record. Gene Ontology annotation, molecular function: transmembrane transporter activity. The coding region runs from base 388 to 1986 and encodes 532 amino acids. Gene Ontology annotation, cellular component: membrane. NCBI's taxonomy places the organism in Eukaryota, Metazoa, Arthropoda, Insecta, Lepidoptera, Tortricidae. Gene Ontology annotation, biological process: transmembrane transport.